CGGUGAGCAUCGGUUUUGAGUACACAAGUAGAAAUGGCGGAGAAUGUAGACAUAGAAAGAGAGAAUUUACAAGUGGCAAUAGAGCAGGUAUUAAGCCAUGAAAAUCUAGAGACGGACGUUCCAGAUCAAUCGGAAAACGACAAAAAAUCGUACAAGUCCAUUUUGCUCCAGAAUGGCCUGAAAGCCUUGAUCGUUUCGGACCCUGAUCCAGUGAGCACGGGGGACUCUGUGGGCUACAAAACGGCCGCCCUUGCCCUGACGGUCGACUGUGGUUCGUUCAAAGAUCCGCAGAAUUAUCGCGGUCUGACGCACGUUUUGGAGCAUCUGCUCCACAUGGACGGCAUCUUCACGUCGCAUGUGAAGCAAUGUGGGGGCUUCAGCAACGUCAGAGCUGAUUGCGAGGAGACGAUGUUCUACUUUGAGGUGCCCGAGCUGCACCUAACCUCGACUCUGUUGCACCUGACGGCCCUGCUGAUCAAGCAGGAUGUCCUAGAGCGCGAGAGGCUGCCGAUCAUAGCGGAUCUGCGGCAAGAGGUCGAGGACUACAAGGCGCAGCGGAAUCUGCUGCUGGCCAGCCUGGCCGCCGACAACUAUCCGCAUGGGCUGUACGACUGGGACAAUUUGGCCGAGCUCAAGGAGAAGGAUCCCGAGGAUGCCCUCGCAGCGAUGAUCCAACAGCUGCGACGCGACAAUUAUGCGGCCAAUCACAUGCACGUAUGCCUGCAGGCAAGCCUCUCCCUCAAGGAGCUGGAGCAGAUGAUCUGCCGCCACUUUGGUGUGAUACCAAGCAACGGCAUGGCGUCGGUAAAUCUUACACGGUUCGAUUAUCGCACCGCCUUCCGUCCGGAGUUUCACGAGAAUGUGUUCUACGUGACUUCCUCGGAUGGCGGAUGUCGGCUGGACCUGACAUGGCUGCUGCCCAGUGUCCGGCAGUAUUACCGCAGCAAGCCGGAGGCGUUCCUGGCCUAUUUGCUCAGCCAGGAGGGUCCUGGCAGUCUCUGUGUGUACCUGCGGCAUCGCCGUUGGUCGGUCCAUCUGCUGGCUGGCGUCGAUGAUAAUGGCUUCGAUCUCAACUCCAUCUAUUCGCUGUUCAAGCUGUCGAUCCACCUCACCGACGAGGGGUACAAGCACAUCGAUGGGGUGCUGGCCGCGACCUUUGCCUAUAUAAAGCUCAUCGCUGCCUCGGACGCGGCGGUACUGCGGCCUUUGUAUGACAAACAGCAGUUGAUUGAGGAGGCCAGAUUCCGUUUCCAGACCCAUCGUGCGGCCCUCUAUAACGUACAGGAUCUGGUGCUGUCCAGCAAAUAUUAUCCGGGUAAGGAUGUGCUCACCGCCAGGGGCCUCUACUACGAAUACAGCGACCAGCACAUGUCCGAAAUGAUUGGAUUUGUGAACAAAAUGGACUUCAAUAUGGUGAUUACUUCGGGGGAUACGUACGUGGGCGACAGCCCCAGCCCCAUGCCCGACCAAUGGAAGAAAUUGUGGCACGAAUUCAAUCCCAUCGAGGAGCUGUGCCUGCCAGAACCCAAUGCCUUUGUUGCCGAGGAUUUUAGGAUAUUUUGGCUGGAACUGGGCAAACCGGACCUACCGCCGUGCCCCAAGAGGCUGAUGAAGACAAAAAUCUGCGAGCUGUGGUAUCGUCUGGACGACAAAUUCGGGGAGCCCAAGGCCAGUAUGUCGUUCUAUUUCAUUUCGCCGCUGCAGCGUCAGAGUGCCAGGAAAGGUGCCAUGUGCUCUUUGUACGUUGAGCUAGUGGAGGUCCAUGUACUUGAGCAGCUCUAUGCGGCUGCCACUGCGGGCAUAAGCUAUGGCUUCACUGUCGGGGAAAAGGGUCUUGUGCUCAAGGUGCGGGGCUACAACGAGAAGCUCCAUCUGGUGGUGGAGGCCAUUGCCCAGGCGAUCGUGAGUGUGGCCGACAGUCUCGAGGAGUCCAUCCUAAAUAACUAUCGCGACAAUCUCCGGGAGCUCUAUUUUUAUGAGUUGAUCAAGUCGCCGUUACUUUGUAGGGACAUUCGCGCAUGUGUGAUUGAGGAGUCUCAUUGGCUGACCAUCGACAAGUACAAGAGCAUCAAUGGCAUCACUUUGGAGGAAUUCAAGGCCUUUGCUCAACGGUUCCCUCAGGAGCUGUACAUUCAGGCCCUCAUUGAGGGCAACUACACGGAGCUGUCCGCCUGCAGUUUGUUAAAUACGGUGAUCAGUCGCCUCCAAUGUCGGGCCAUUUCAGAGCCCCAAUUGCUGGAGGACAGUGUGAAGGAAUUGCCACAAGGUGGCCACUGCAUUCUCUGUAAUGCCCUCAACGAUCGCGAUGCCAACACGGUGAUCAUGAACUACUAUCAAAUCGGACCGAAUACGAUCCGAGUGCAGAGCAUCCUCGAUCUGAUGAUGCAAAUCCUUGAGGACCCCAUCUAUGAAUAUCUGUGCACACAGGAGAAACUGUGCUACGAGGUAUACGCCAGAGUACGGCUCUAUUAUGGCAUUGUUGGGUACUCCAUUACUGCCUCGUCGCAUCAAACGAAAAAGGGAGCCAAGAAUUUGGAGCGGGGCAUCGAUCAAUUCCACCACGCGAUGCUACAGAUCCUCAACAAAAUGCGCGACGAUGAGUUUUUGCGCUCCAAGGAGAAACUCAUUCAGGCGAAGCUCGCCCCUGACGAGAACCUGGCCAUGGAAUCGGAUCGCCAUUGGGAGGAGAUUAUCAAUGGGGAUUUUCUGUUCGAUCGGAAUCAACAACAGGCCGAUGCCUUGCACAAUAUCACCAAAGAGGAGAUGAUUAGCUUCAUGGUAGACACGGAUGCCGCACAUUGUCGCAAACUUUCGAUUCAGGUGAUUGGAAAUCCACCCACCGAAUGGGCCUACGACUGGGCUUCGGAAAGAACGAAUUACAGCAGCGACGUCUUCCUCGAGACCCAUCAGACGCCGAGCUCUGUUUCCGUUUCAGACGAUCAAUUCGCCGAUGGGAGUGAGAAUGGGGAUGAGAAGUCCACAUCAUUCAGUUGGGAAGAAAGUCUGUACGAGGAUCUGGGCAGUCGACUGAACCUUGUACUUCUCCCCAGAGAUGGCGACGAUAUGCACACCAUUGUGGAUAUUGAUGAAUUCAAGACGAGCCUCGACACGUACCCACGCAAGUCGAUCAGGUUCCAAAAUGCCCCGCUUACAGAUUUCAAAUGA
Messenger RNA from Drosophila persimilis, 3165 nucleotides. Its product is annotated as nardilysin. The transcript has 4 exons. Gene Ontology annotation, molecular function: metal ion binding. Bases 34 to 3165 code for a protein of 1043 amino acids. The record is from RefSeq and is a predicted model, not a curated record. Lineage: Eukaryota; Metazoa; Arthropoda; Insecta; Diptera; Drosophilidae.